AAACAAUAGUGGUCACAACAGUAGAGAAGAAACCCUUCUUCUCACACAGAAGUCAUUUACCGCUGCAGCAUCCUACACAGAAGCUUCACGAUAACGUCACGACGUCUGGACCAAUCAUAUUCAAGCUGUACAAAAAGACGGUUGGGCACGUACUGGCACUACUUCUAACCUGUCUUGAACACACGCGCAUGUGUAGUCGGCCCUCGAGGCCAAGGGUUGUGUAUGCAGACAAUUAUCUGGCCCUAAGCCUCAUGUAUGCAAGAAUGCUUUAGCGCCAGGUACAGCUAGCUCAUCAGAAGAAGGAGAGAGGUGGAGGGGAAAAAACACCCUUGCUGUUACUUGAACCUUGCUGCAGGCAAGAGAAUAGACGGGACGCUAGACAGACGCACACACAGCGUUUCAGGACUUAGCUGCAAUCCUCGCACCGAGAAUACAGAAGAGGCCGGCGAUAACUUCUAGCGAUGGGGUGGACGAGGCUGGCGAUGCUACUGGCGGCGAGCCUAUCAUCAGUAUUGGCGGUGUCUCCUCAGCUGUUUUACCCAUACGGCCCUCGCCAGGGAGACGAAAGCCUCCCGCCUGCAGACGACAUUAGUACUGACGAGAUUCAGUUAUCUGUUCCUAUUGUCUUUUUCAACUCGUCUUUUUCAUCAAUUUACGUAAAUCUUAAUGGCCAUGUGUCAUUUGAAUCAGAAGUACCUGCAUACAGAGGAGAUCUGGCCCUUCCUUUUGGCCUUAAGCUCAUUGCUCCAUUCAUGGCUGACAUCGAUACAAGGAUUUCUGGACGGGUCUAUUACAGAGAAGCUAGAGAUCAGGAAACCUUGCAGAGAGCAGCAACAGAUAUUCAUAACCACUUCUUGGGAAAAGUUUUCUUCCGCCCAUCAACAGCAUUUAUUGUCACAUGGGAGAAAGUGGGCUAUUACAGACAACAAUCUGACAAGGUGAACACUUUCCAACUUGUUAUUGUAACGGAUGGGGAGUCAUCCUUUGCUAUUUUCCAAUACCUGGAUGGUGGCAUGCAAUGGAUCAAAAGUCAGGGAAAGCUGACCCCCACUGUGCCAGAGAUUCCAGCACAGGCAGGCUUUGAUAGUGGAAGUGAAACGACAGGCUUCUUUCUUCCAGGCUCUGGCACCACAGCUGCUUUUGUCAAUGGUUCAAAUGUCAACAUACCAGGAUUGUGGAUGUUCCAAAUAGGCAAUGUGGGCACUGAAGGCAAUAUCUUAUCAGCUGAUGCCAACACUGGAAAAGUGACCUUUUUUGAAGUGGACGUGGCUCGUACUUGUCUUGAAGGUGCCAGACAAUGUCACAUCAAUGCUCGAUGCCUAGACUUUGACCAGGGUUUCUGCUGCCAGUGUCUUCCUCCAUUUUAUGGCAAUGGCAAAAACUGCUUGGAGAGAGAUGUUCCCCAGCGACUAAAUGGAAAAGUCCAUGGCACUUUAAAUGGUUUGACACUGUCAAAUCUCGAUAUGCACACCUAUGUUGUAACAUCAGAUGGCCGAACAUACACUGCUAUCAGUCGUGUGUCAAGCUCUUUGGGACCAUCAAUGCAAACCUUGAAUACAAUAGGUGGUUCUAUUGGUUGGCUUUUUGCCAUACCAGGUAGUGACCAAGCUGUAAAUGGUUAUUCUUUGACAGGUGGAGUUUUCAAUCGAACUUCAGUCAUAAACUUCCAGCGUGGUGACCGUACAAUUCACACAGUGCGUAUUAUGCAACGGUUCUUUGGACAUGAUGCUCUGAACAAUGUGCGCAUGGACACUCACAUUGAGGGUGACCUCCCAAACAUUGUUCUCGGAUCCAAAAUUUCAAUCAGUGACUACCAUGAAAAUUACAAGAGGGUUAGCCCAGGUUUGAUCAAGGCAUUCUCUGUGCGCUCAUACCGUGUGAAUGACAUAGCAUUUCGAUACACAUGGGAUACAACUAUUACCUUUGUAGAAUGCGAAGCUGACCCUUCAGUUAGGCCAGAUACCAUGCGCCUGUCGGUCACAAGGAACUAUGUUGUUCAUAAUGACAAAGAUCAGGUGUUGCGAUAUGCCAUGUCCAAUAAAGUUACUGUCUUCACAGGUACGGAUGCCUGCCUUGAAGCUGAGCUGAACUGUCACGAGCAUGCAGACUGUAUCCCAUCAGAUGACACAUACCGCUGCAUAUGCAAACCUGGUUUUGAUGGUAGUGGUAUUGACUGUCGAGAUAUUGAUGAGUGUACAGUGGGUGUCUGUGGCCAGCAUGCACAGUGUUCAAACACAAUAGGAUCAUUUCAGUGUCAAUGCUUACCUGGUUACCAAGGUGAUGGGCGCACCUGCGUUCGUGACCAGCAGAUGUGUGGUGAUAACUUUUGUAGUGACCAUGCCCGCUGCGUAUUUAACAGUGAUACUAUGCAGCCUCAGUGUGAGUGUAAUCAAGGAUUCAAAGGAAAUGGUAUCCUCUGCACAGCAAUCCGAUUUGGAUGCAAUGAAGCUGACAUCUGUGGAGAUAAUGCUCAGUGUGUCCUUGACACUGACACAAACAUGUAUGUCUGCGAGUGCUUGGAUGAUUUCAGUGGGGAUGGAUAUACUUGCGAACGUCAAGAAAGUACAGAUUGUGAUCGCUGCAGCAAAAAUGCUGAGUGUGUAUAUGAUAUCCAGCGCAUUGUGUAUCAGUGUCGUUGUGAAGCAGGCUACACUGGAGAUGGGGUUACCUGCACACCUCUGGACAGGUGUGACCAGUGUGGUGCCAAUGCUGAAUGUGUCUCUGACUUAGCUACUGGGCAGUACAUCUGCCGGUGCCCUUAUGGUUUCUAUGGCGAUGGUCUCAGGUGUGAGCGGUAUGAUUGUCGAGAGGCAAAUGUCUGCGACAUAAAUGCUGAAUGUCAGUUUGACACUAACUUGAACUUAUUCCUGUGUCGCUGUAAGAGUGGCUUUGCUGGGGAUGGCUUUGACUGUAAAGAAGAGGGAUGUGAUGUUCGCAAUGAUUGUGAUCCGAAUGCUCGAUGUAUUCCGGAUACUGUCACACGGCGUUACAAAUGUCAGUGCAAUCCUGGCUUCCAAGGGGAUGGAAAAGUCUGCAGUGAAGAAAUUGUUCCAUGCAACCGAGUUAACAACUGUGACCGCUACGCAGAGUGUAUUUAUGAUCCUGAUGCUUUGUCAUACCGGUGUCGGUGUUCCCGUGGAUAUGAAGGGGAUGGCUUCACCUGUCGCAAGCGAGAUGUCCCAGAUUGUCAGAGAGACCCGAGUAUGUGUGAUCCUAAUGCAUCUUGUGUAAAGGGUGCUGAUGGGGAGUUUGUGUGUGUCUGCAAUAGGAACUUCCGUGGUGAUGGUCGUAGAUGUAGUGCUGUGACCAGAGAAGGAGAUUACCUCAUUUAUGCUCAAGGCUACAAGGUCAUGCGAGUGCCUGCAAGAGCAGAUUUUGAUGGGUUUGGUCAACAGAUUGUAUAUGUACCAGGUCAACUGGCGGUAGGCGUGGAUGUAGAUUGCCAGGAUGGGUGGUUGUACUGGACAGAUGCUGCUUAUGGCCGUAUUAAUAGGGUUUAUCAGAAUGGCUCAGCAUCAGACGUUUUGGUAGAAGGACUAGGGUCACCAGAAGGCAUUGCCAUUGACUAUGUGUCACGUAACAUUUUCUUCACUGACUCUAAGCUUGACACACUUGAAGUGUCACGGUUAGACGGUUCCUUUCGAAAGACACUUUUUAACACUGACAUGGUGAAUCCUCGGGCUAUUGUGCUGGACCCAAGUCAAGGGGUUAUCUUUUGGACUGACUGGAAUCGUAAUCAGCCCCAGAUAGAGACAGCCAGUAUGGACGGCACGAAUCGCCGUGUCCUAGUCAGUGCUGACCUUGGACUGCCCAACGGUCUUGUCUUUGACCAGUACUCACAUCAGUUGUGCUGGACUGAUGCAGGUCACAGGCGGCUGGAGUGCAUGCGGUCUGAUGGGCAGGGCCGGCGAGUUGUCUCGGAAGGAACCUCACACCCAUUUGACCUGACCAUUCUCAACAACAUUCUGUACUGGACAGACUGGAACAAGAAAAACAUACUCAAUGUUAACCAGAAUGGAGGAGACCUGGGACCUCCACUGCCUCUAGCGUUUGGCAGCAGCGGGCGCUUAUAUGGAAUAACAGCAGUGCGAGACGUGUGUCCUCGAGUUACCAACGCUUGCGCCUUCAACAAUGGUGGCUGCACGUACCUGUGUCUCCCAACGGCCAACGGCGGACGCUCCUGCGCAUGCCCAGACGGGAUGGACCCUAGGAUCUGCAAGGAAUCGUAGAUGUACCAGUCGCUCACCCACCUGCUCCUUCCCCACUCUCUCCGUCCACAUCACAACAAUCUUCUGGACUUGAUUAAUUAAAUAAUUUCAUCUCAUUAAGGCCUUUUUUUUAAAAAAGUCUCCAUGCUUUCAUUCAUUCUGUAAAUUUCAUUCAUUAGCUAUACGUAGAAUGUCAGUGUGUAUGCACAUGCGUACCUUUGCAGGAAAAGCGGCACAAGAUGGCAAGGGUGUUCUCAGACAACGUGUAUGCAUCUGUGUGUAGACUGCCAGUAUUUUAUUUUGUGGUUCUUACGCUGCGCGGUGUUGUAUAUUGUCAGUAUUUAUAUUAACAGAUCGUGCACUUUUGGCUCACGUGUCCGUCCUUUUAAUACAGAAUUUUUAUUAACCUUCAGUAUUUUUAAUAAACUAUGAUGUUCAGUCUU
This is a messenger RNA of Pomacea canaliculata, 4651 nucleotides long. Its product is annotated as nidogen-2-like. The record is from RefSeq and is a predicted model, not a curated record. Lineage: Eukaryota; Metazoa; Mollusca; Gastropoda; Architaenioglossa; Ampullariidae. Gene Ontology annotation, molecular function: calcium ion binding. Gene Ontology annotation, biological process: cell-matrix adhesion. The transcript has 25 exons. The coding region runs from base 462 to 4229 and encodes 1255 amino acids.